Messenger RNA from Dunckerocampus dactyliophorus (ringed pipefish), 1574 nucleotides. RefSeq names its product dCTP pyrophosphatase 1 (gene dctpp1). Gene Ontology annotation, molecular function: nucleoside triphosphate diphosphatase activity. The record is from RefSeq and is a predicted model, not a curated record. The transcript has a single exon. Gene Ontology annotation, biological process: nucleoside triphosphate catabolic process. Bases 574 to 1071 code for a protein of 165 amino acids. Lineage: Eukaryota; Metazoa; Chordata; Actinopteri; Syngnathiformes; Syngnathidae.
GUAAACACACCAGAAGCCGUUGUUUGCUCUGAAGGCGUGCCAUACAGCAAUGAUUCAAUAAUUGAUUUAAAAAAAACAGUUCUUGUUAGAUGAGUGAAUAUACAGUAAUUCCUCUCAGUCCUCAGGAACAGACGUUUCACAAACUUAGGAAGACUCAUCUAACAUCACUGAGCUUUAGUUAGCAGGAAAGGACUUUAUCUGCUUCACCAACCUUUUAGCCCUGCUCUGUAGUUCGUGGUCGUUUUUGGAAGCUGAUAGAUUUAAUCUCCUGACUGUGAACGAUGCAUUUGGAUACAAUAGCAAUGUUCGUUUUAUCAUUUUGCAGCAAACGCUACUUGAUAGUGACACAGUGGAGGGAGCCAUGUUGGUCUCCGCGGAGGUCCACGGGAGUUGUAGUCCUUCACCGCGUUUCUCGCGCGUCACCAGCUUGAGUUUAAACUACAAAUCCCCGUGUGUCGAGCGUAAAGGCUUCCGGGUUACCACAGCAGAUUUCCGGGGUGAUAUUUGGCGGGAUUUCUUCUCGAGCUAUAAGGUAGCUGGUGUUGUUUUGUCUUUUAAACACGUCGCUUCAAAAUGAUGGCUACGAACGGAAAGGUUUUGAGUGACGGUGGUGCUUCUCACUCAGCUAUGAAUGGAAGCACCACAACGGACGGUACCAAGCUACUGACGAAAGAAGCCGGUGCGCCGGUGGAGCGCUUCACCUUCAGCCGAGAGCCCACCGUGGAGGACAUCCGACGCAUGCAAGCGGAGUUCACCGACGAGCGCGACUGGAACCAGUUCCACCAGCCCCGCAACCUGCUCCUGGCCUUGGUCGGCGAGGUAGGCGAGGUGUCGGAGCUGUUCCAGUGGAAGGGCGAGGUGGCAGAGGGCCUGCCGGACUGGAGCGAGACCGAGCGGGAGCAGCUCGCCCACGAACUCAGUGACGUGUUCAUCUACCUUGUGGAGCUCGCCGAGAAGUGCCGAGUGGAUCUUCCCCAGGCCGUGCUGCGCAAAAUGGUCCUAAACAGACUCAAGUACCCCGCUAGCAAGGUGCACGGCUCGGCCAAGAAGUACACGGAAUAUAAAGACUGAACUUACAAAGCUGGACUUUGGUGGAGGCGAUCAUGUCGUUAGGUGCUCGUAGCGAUUCUAUUUUUAUUUUUAACUUCAUUUGGGUUCUUUUAUUUGCUUCAACGACACCUUGUUUAGUCCCGCAAAGUGACUUUCACCCACUAUUUACUUUUGAACAAUUCUUGUCAUGUCCUUUUAAAAAACGUCUUCUAAUGUGUCUUAUUGUUAACAUCACUGACGUGUAAACAACUUUUUCUUGUGCUUCUCCCAGAAGUCACAACCAAAUCAAAGUAAAAGUUUCUUUAAACUCUGCCUUUUUCCCCCAUUUAUUCAAUCGUAUGUAAAUACUUGGUUUUCUAUCCAUGCUGUGAGCAUGUAGUAACAGGUACAGUACAUUCAUGCAGUAUUUUGGGAGAUUUCACAUAGCAACACAGAAAGGAACGCUACACCUAGCGUCAAAACCAAAAACACGGCAGCUCCAAUAUGUGUGGUGUGGCGAGGUGUCACUACGCCAGUAAUUGUAG